Molecule: messenger RNA, 2811 nt
Organism: Benincasa hispida (wax gourd)
Lineage: Eukaryota; Viridiplantae; Streptophyta; Magnoliopsida; Cucurbitales; Cucurbitaceae
Gene: AMP1
Product: Peptidase M28 family protein
Molecular function (GO): carboxypeptidase activity
Source: RefSeq, a predicted model, not a curated record
UUCUAUACAUUUUCAGAAUUGAGAGUUCAGAGCUCUGGAAAGAAAAUAAAUUAAAAAAAUCAGAAAAAAGAACAUAAGAAUAAAAAAUCCCACAAAUCAACAAGCAGCCAUUUUCAAGUUCAACGUAUUUUAUAUAAUUAAACUUAAUGCUCUCCCUUUUCCUUCCUUUUCCUUCCCCAUUUCCUCGUUAAUGGCGGAUGAACGCAAUUCCUUUUUAUAUUAAUUCCCCGAAACCCCUUUGAAGUUUCCUCUUCAAACCUCCAAAACCCAGUUUUUGAAUCUCUCUAUCUCUCUGUUUUUCUGGGUUUUUCUUUUCCUGUGUUAAAAUGGCUCAGCCGCCAUUGAAGCAGCUUGCCACCAUCUGCACAUCGAAGCCUGCUCCAUUACCGACCUUUCUCUUUGUUGUCAUCAUCUGCGUUUUGGGUUUUUUCACAUUUCAUUUUUCGAGCUUAUCGUCGUUCUCUGCAACUUCGACUCCGAGCAAUUCCGUUCGGUUCCAGCAGCUUCUUCUUUCAUCGGCGUCGAACUACACCGUCGCGUCGUAUCUUCGGUCGCUCACUCUUCAUCCGCAUCUCGCUGGAACGGAACCCUCAUUGGAAACUGUCCAAUACGUCGAGUCUCACUUCCGGGAACUUGGGCUUGAAACGCACUCGAUUCAGUAUGAUGCUCUGCUUUCUUACCCAAAAUCCGCUUCUCUUUCGGCUCGAUUGCCGAAUGGAAGCGUUGUCAAUAUUCCGUUAUCGGAAUAUGUUGAGGGGGUAGUUCAACCCUACCAUGCUUAUUCGCCGUCCGGCACGGCGUACGGCACGGCUGUGUUCGUGAACUACGGCCGGGACGAGGACUACAGGGCGCUAGCGAAGAUCGGCGUCGCCGUCGACGGAUGCAUUGCGGUGGCGAGGAAAGGGGAAUUUCCGAGGGGCGUGGUGGUGGCGAAGGCGGAGGCUAAUGGGGCAAAAGGGGUUCUAUUGUACACCGAGGGCGACGGAUUUAGACAGGGCUUUGAGAGAGGGACGGUGAUGAGAGGAAUUGGGGACCCACUCAGCCCUGGUUGGGCAGCCAUUGAUGGAGCUGAGAGGUUGAGUUUGAACGACAGUGAAGUUUUGAAAAGGUUCCCAAAAAUUCCUUCUAUGCCUUUGUCGGCUGAGGCUGCUGAGAUCAUUCUGAGUUCACUCGACUCUGCUUCCGUACCGCCGGAGUGGCGGGACAUGAAAGGCAAGCUUGGGUCGGCGGCGGUGGGGCCUGGUGGUCCGACAUUUAUCAACUUCACUUACCAGGGGGAGAGGAAAGUGGCAACAAUUCGUAAUGUCAUAGCUGUCAUAAAGGGGUUAGAAGAGCCUGAUCGCUUUGUGCUUAUGGGUAAUCAUAGAGAUGCAUGGAGUUUUGGUGCUGUUGACCCGAACAGUGGAACUGCUGCCUUACUUGACAUUGCACGUCGUUUUGCUCUUUUGAGAAGGUUGGGGUGGAACCCUCGAAGGACAAUUCUUCUUUGUAGUUGGGAUGCUGAAGAAUUUGGUAUGAUAGGAUCUACCGAGUGGGUUGAGCAAAACAUUGUGAACCUUGGAACCAAAGCUGUGGCCUACCUUAAUGUAGAUUGUGCAGUUCAGGGACCGGGGUUCUUUUCUGGUGCAACUCCUCAGCUAGAUGAUCUCCUCCAUGAGGUUACUGCUCAGGUCCAGGAUCCUGAUGUGAAAGGUGCAACUGUGUAUGACACAUGGACAGCCAAAAAUGGAAUUGGGAAUAUUGAAAGACUUGGUGCUCUGAAUUCUGAUUUUGCUGCAUUUGUGCAACAUGCAGGAGUUCCGUCAGUUGAUGUGUAUUAUGGAAGAGAUUUUCCUGUCUAUCAUACUGCCUUUGACACCUAUGAUUGGAUGGCAAAUUAUGGAGACCCAUUGUUUCAACGGCAUGUGACUGUUGGCAGCAUAUGGGGACUGCUAGCCCUUCGGCUUUCUGACGACUUAAUUCUCCCUUUCAGUUAUGUCUCCUAUGCGAAUCAGUUACAGGCAUACCAAGAUACACUGAACGAUGUUUUAGAUGGGAGCGUAUCGUUGCACACCUUAUCAACAUCCAUCCAAGAACUCAAAUCUGCUGCCCAAGAAAUUGAGAAUGAAGCAAAGAGAUUGAGAGAGCAAGAAAUUUUUAGUGAUGUGGCAUUGUUUCAAAAGCGAGCAUUAAAUGAUCGUUUGAUGCUUGCCGAAAGAGGCUUCCUAGAUGUAGAUGGGCUUCGCGGUCGUCCAUGGUUCAAGCAUCUUGUUUACGGGCCUCCGAGCGACUACGAAAGUGCACUGGUUUACUUUCCCAGUAUUGCAGAUGCAGUCUCCGAAUCCAAGAAAAUGAACAAAAGGGAAAUGGAGGAAGUAAUUCAGCAUGAGAUUUGGAGAGUGGCUAGAGCCAUUAGAAGGGCUGCUUUAGCACUUAAAGGUGAACUCUCAUGAAAAACAGAAACACCUAAAGUUUUACAGUAUCUAGAAAUUUACAGAUGGGGAAUGAGAAACGAUAUCAAGUGUCGAUCACUCGCCGUUGUAAGUUGUUUCUGAUCACUCGGUUUCUUGUUGUAUCGCGUGAGACCACCCUUAUAUAGUAAAUACUUGUGCAAGGAAGGAAGAACAUGUAACUACAUCUAAGGAAAGUUAUUUUUCAUGUCUUUUUGUGAAGUGGCUAUAUAUUGGUCUGUUUGUUCAAAAGUAGGCUUUAUUUUAGAAAACUUUUGUCUUAGGAGGGAGAGUUUCAGCUCAACUGAUUGGGUUAUCUUGUAUUAGCCCUGGGGCUCUUUUGUGAAGAUAAAUUACAAAUUAUGAGGUAGAUACCUUACAA